CUGUUUGGGGGAGAAUUGUAAAUAUGUUAAUACUAAGCAGAAACUUAAGAAAACCCCCGUGGAAGGUUGGCCCGAGCCGGAGUCUGAAGGGAGGCCGCCGCCGUCUUCUUCUCACACUCUUCUCAUUAAUAGUAAUUGAGGAAGGAAUAAGAGCUUGAUAUAUCCUUGUUCCAGUUGCUUCAAUGGCCACAAUAGCUUCUGGUGCUUUGGUUAAUUUAGAAGAGCUAGUUCCAACUUCGCAACACUUUAAGCAUGGGAUCUCUCUCCGUGUAACUGGAAAGCUCCAAGAUUAUGAUGUGGAGACUGCUGUUGCUGUGAUUGUUGAUAGAAAUGCAUCAUUAAAAGUUGACACACAACUCUUGAAUAUCAAUCUUCGCAUUGGUUCCACCUUCCAGUUCAUUGGAGAACUGCUUCUUGAACCCGACAAGAAGGCAAUUCUGAAGGCACGAGUUGGACGAAAUAUGGAUGGAAUGGAUCUGAAUCUGUAUCGUCAAUCUCUGCAACUCUUGAGAGAUUUCCAAGCUGGUCGUUGAAUAGUUAGACGCCUUAGUAUAAGAUUUAUCAAUGAAAAUUAACCAAAAGCAAUAGCUAGAUCUCAUGUUGUAAAGGGCAUUCUUGUCGUAUUCAUGGUUAUAGUGGAAGCCUUAUUAUACAAUUUGCAAAAUGCAGUGUUCCUUCUUAGCUCUUGUUAGAAGGCAUGCGUGGCUAGUGGUGAUGUUGGAAGUAGUAGUAUUAUAUCAGUUGCCUAUUUGCAACUUUUGAAUCUCUAUUGUUAGUAGAAAAGAGGGUACUGUUUUUUUU
This is a messenger RNA of Solanum pennellii, 801 nucleotides long. RefSeq names its product CST complex subunit TEN1. The record is from RefSeq and is a predicted model, not a curated record. Gene Ontology annotation, molecular function: single-stranded DNA binding; telomerase inhibitor activity; telomeric repeat DNA binding. NCBI's taxonomy places the organism in Eukaryota, Viridiplantae, Streptophyta, Magnoliopsida, Solanales, Solanaceae. Gene Ontology annotation, cellular component: CST complex. The transcript has 4 exons. The coding region runs from base 183 to 533 and encodes 116 amino acids. Gene Ontology annotation, biological process: negative regulation of telomere maintenance via telomerase.